Dermacentor andersoni is the source of this 3676-nucleotide messenger RNA. RefSeq lists its product as uncharacterized. Lineage: Eukaryota; Metazoa; Arthropoda; Arachnida; Ixodida; Ixodidae. Gene Ontology annotation, molecular function: zinc ion binding; nucleic acid binding. The record is from RefSeq and is a predicted model, not a curated record.
UGUCCGUUUUCUGAGAGCGCAUUUUUCAGUAGAUUAUCUCUCAGAUGUUUCCAGAAAGAAGCUUUACAAGGACCUUAUUUAUGUCAUGUGCCCUACACCGAUUUCUCGUUCAGCAUAUCAUUUAGGACAAGAGCGGAAUGUGCUGAAACGUGUAAAAGGUUUUCCUGUGAAGGCUUCAACAAAAACUUUCUUCUUUAUGUUACACUGCGGCACACUACCUGUCAAACCUUGGCUCCAGGAAAAAGGUAUCUUUGUGCCUGGGAGCGUCAACUGCAUCAUUUGUAAAAAGCCAGAGACAAUAGAGCAUAUUUUCUUGAAUUGCUGGGAUUCCAUAUUCUUAUGGGACAUCGUACAGAGAACUCCCAAAAAAGAUUUGCCAUCAACGCCUUUCCGGAUACGGUUUCUGCCUUUUGAGCAAACAGAGAUGGUGCCGUACGACCUAAUAAUGUUGUUGUGUAUGCACAGUCUCUGGAGGACGCGAAUGGCGGUCAGAAAUGCAGACCAAGUUGCACGACCAGCAAAAGAGUAUUUUGUUGAAAAUAUUGUAUAUGUACGUGACGCAUACAGAUCUUUAUGCGAGCCCCCAGAAUGGCUAUGGAUCUUUGACCACCUCACGACAACAAAAUACCUUUAACCAAGCUGUAUAAUGUGUAAUACAGCCGGUGUUUUUAUCGCCUCAUUUUAUUGUGAAUGUGGUUUUCCUUUGAUUUCAAAAUUGUGAAUUGAGUCAUUCCAUGUUUUUCUCGUAUUGUAUCGCUAACAGGCAAUAAAUAAAAAAAAAAGCAGCAGAGUGGCGCAGCGGAAGCGUGCUGUGCCCAGAACCCAGAGGUCCGUGGAUCGAAACCACACUCUGCUACAUGUUUCCUUUAUUUUAUUUUGCUCCCAUUUAACAGGAAGAGCUUAUCAGCGCAGUAAUUUGGUGUCUUAUAGACAUAAUUGCAGUCCGAGUAGUGCUCUCUUGUGCUGCGCGCUCGUGUUUCUCGGCCUAAAAAAAAAAAAAAAAGACUACUCUCGUUAAUUACAACUAUAAACAAAUUUACAUCGCAUGCAGGAGCAGCAGAGUGGCGCAGCGGAAGCGUGCUGGGCCCAGAACCCAAGAGGUCCGUGGAUCGAAACCACGCUCUGAUACAUGUUUCCUUUAUUUUAUUUUGCUCCCAUUUAACAGGAAGAGCUUAUCAGCGCAGUAAUUUGGUGUCUUAUAGACAUAAUUGCAGUCCGAGUAGUGCUCUCUUGUGCUGCGCGCUCGUGUUUCUCGGCCUAAAAAAAAAAAAAAAAAAAAGACUACUCUCGUUAAUUACAACUAUAAACAAAUUUACAUCGCAUGCAGGAGCAGCAGAGUGGCGCAGCGGAAGCGUGCUGGGCCCAUAACCCAGAGCUCCGUGGAUCGAAACCACACUCUGCUACUUGUUUCCUUUAUUUUAUUUUGCUCCCAUUUAACAGGAAGAGCUUAUCAGCGCAGUAAUUUGGUGUCUUAUAGACAUAAUUGCAGUCCGAGUAGUGCUCUCUUGUGCUGCGCGCUCGUGUUUCUCGGCCUAAAAAAAAAAAAAAAAAAAGACUACUCUCGUUAAUUCCAACUAUAAACAAAUUUACAUCGCAUGCAGGAGCAGCAGAGUGGCGCAGCGGAAGCGUGCUGGGCCCAGAACCCAAGAGGUCCGUGGAUCGAAACCACACUCUGAUACAUGUUUCCUUUAUAUUAUUUUGCUCCCAUUUAACAGGAAGAGCUUAUCAGCGCAGUAAUUUGGUGUCUUAUAGUCAUAAUUGCAGUCCGAGUAGUGCUCUCUUGUGCUGCGCGCUUGUGUUUCUCGCCCUAAAGAAAAAAAAAAGACUACUCUUGUUAAUUACAAAUAUAAACAAAUUUACAUCGCAUGCAGGAGCAACAGAGUGGCGCAGGAGAAAGAAGAAGACGGCGUUCCGAACGGUCACUUUUUUCAUGUUCUCCGCUCCAAAGGAUUUAUCGGCCCUUGGCCGAGGUGCUGCUCAGGCUUCAGCCAGCAGCAAUGACUACUGUGUUGUGAUACCUCGUAUUCCUACCGGUAAGCUGGUUGUGGACUCCGUUUUCCUGCAUGCUGACUUAAGUGGUCGACCGUACAGAGCCCAAGACUUCAGAGACGCCCUUCGGAACGUUAUUGACCUGAAGAAAAUAAGUUCCAUCGGACAAUUUCAGAUGUCGCACGUGUGGAUGGUGACGUGCAAAUCAGGGAUGACAAAAUCAAAGCUAGUCGCAUGCGGGGAAUUAUCCGUAAAAGGUAGACGCUGCGUCGUCAUUGAUCCUGAGCCCACGGAAGUUAAAAUGAAGCUUUUGUGGCUUCCUGAGCGUUUGGAAGAUGACUACAUUCGAGAUGCGCUCCAGGCUUACGGGAAAGUCAAGUCUAUAUCAGCAGAAAGCUGGAGAGUAUCGGAGAUGGAGCAAAUGCGUACGUUAAAUCGGGACGUGGUGUUGACUCUUGCCGAUGGAGUGAGCGUGGGAGACGUUCCACAUCUACUACCUGUUUGUGGGGUGCAGAGUCUCGUAUUAAUUCCAGGCCGGCCCCCACUUUGUCUGCGCUGUAACAAGGUGGGGCACAUUCGUCGAAACUGCAGAACCCCACGUUGUGAAACCUGCCGGCGCUUUGGCCACACAGCUGAAGAAUGUGUCGUAACAUACGCCGAUAAGUUACGACACAGAACAAAGCCUCCGGAUGAAAGCUUGCAAGAGCACAUAAUGGACGUUACGGAGGUUCUUGACGCGACGGGAGACGUGCCCUCUUCUGCGGAGACCCGCUGUGCCAGUAAGGCCCCUCUGCCUGUUAAAGACAGUCACAAUGGCAUCGCAGAACUGCCCGUACAAAAAGAAAGUAGCGAAGAGAAAGAUGACCAACCGAAGCAACAACCCAAAGGAGCACCCGCUACCACGGAGCCAGCUUCUGCCCAGCAAGCGAAUGAGGGAGCCGGAGGUGACUCAUCUGAUGCACCCAAGCAUCUGGACACGUGCGCUGAGCCGGCAGAGGACAGACGAAGUAACGCGGAUACUUCAGUUCCGAAGCGCCGUGCGACUAACAGAUCGGAAUCAAGCACAGACAGCGAGACGACCAGUACCACAAGAAAAGCACGUCGCCGCAAAACAUCGAAACACUCAGGAAAGUGCCGACGAUCACGGUCCAGAAGGCCAGGUGGGGUUUCGGAGGGAGCCUCACCGUUGCCCUCUAGGACUGAUCACAUAGAUCAUUAGGUCCAAAUAGUUGGUAGUCACCAUGGCCCUGUCCCAGCAACUUCUAUUCGCAACCUUGAACGUACGAGGCCUUAGGUCUUUGCAGAAACAGGCGCAGCUUCGCCGGCUUUUGUCUAGGAGGCGCCUCGACUUCGUCGCCGUGCAGGAGACGAAGAUUGAGAGUGACGACGAGACAGAAAGGGCUUUGCGACCUUUUCUGUCUGAGUAUAAUGUUUGCGUUUCACACGCUCUUGGUUUAUCCGCGGGCUGUUUCCUGUUUCUGAAAAAGAGCCUACUUUAUUCAGCAUUUAGUUAUCAUGUCGACACUGAAGGUCGAUAUAUAUGUUGUGAUUUUGUGUUGCAGGGUGUGCCAUGGCGCAUAGUCAACGUCUAUGCAUUUAAUGACGCUGCAAAACGAACUCUUUUAUUUGAUACUGUGUCUAGUCUAUUGGACUGUGAUCGCUGCAUUGUUUUAAUGGGAGAUUUCAA